Messenger RNA from Cucurbita moschata (crookneck pumpkin), 1925 nucleotides. RefSeq names its product probable transcription factor PosF21. The transcript has 4 exons. Gene Ontology annotation, molecular function: DNA-binding transcription factor activity. Gene Ontology annotation, biological process: regulation of DNA-templated transcription. NCBI's taxonomy places the organism in Eukaryota, Viridiplantae, Streptophyta, Magnoliopsida, Cucurbitales, Cucurbitaceae. The coding region runs from base 380 to 1642 and encodes 420 amino acids. Gene Ontology annotation, cellular component: nucleus. The record is from RefSeq and is a predicted model, not a curated record.
CGGACCCGAUUCCCUCUCUACAGCUGUCCUUCUCUCUCAUCAUACCCUGCAAAAGUCAUCGUUCCCCCAUUUUUUUUCUUCCCCUUCCCCCAUUUCUUGCGCCUCUCUCUCUAUUCUCUGCCGCGUGUUUCUCUACUACUAUCCCGUUUCGAUUUCUGGUUGUAGUUUGGUUUUCUUGCAAUCUACGCCUUGGUUGUUGUUGUGUUCUUCCUCUUCAUUUCCACCACUUGAUUCCUAAUGCUUGCUUAAGUUGAGGGCCUUUGAUUUGAUUUGAUUUGAUUUCUUGAAUACCCAUUUUGGAGCUUUGGUUGAAUGUGGAGAGCUGUGCUUGUUUGAUGAAAAGAAUUGUUUAGUUGCUUUACAAGGGUGUUUUUAGUUCAUGGAGAAGGACAAACCCCAAAGCCAUUCUGGUGGAUUUCUUCCCCCAUCGAGUCGCUACUCGAGUCUUUCACCAACUGCAAGUAGUUUCAAUGGAAAAUCCGAGACUGCUUCGUGUUCAAUGUCGCUUCCUCCAAUGGCUCCGAGUCCUAAUUCUUCCGAUUCGGGUCAAUUUGGUCGUGGAAUGUCCAGUGAUUCCAAUCGGUUCAGCCAUGAUAUUAGUCGGAUGCCUGAUAACCCGCCGAGAAAUAUGGGUCAUCGACGUGCCCAUUCCGAGAUUCUGACUCUUCCUGAUGAUAUUUGUUUUGACAGUGACCUUGGUGUCAUCGGUGGUGCUGAUGGGCCUUCCUUUUCUGAUGAUACUGAGGAAGAUUUGUUGUCCAUGUACCUUGACAUGGAUAAAUUCAAUUCUUCCUCUGCUACCUCUGCAAUGCAAGUUGGGGAGUCAUCUUCCGCUGCUGUAGAAGCAAGAUCAACUCCUACUUCAGGAAUUGGAGCUACAACUUCUAAGGAUGAUGCUGCUGUUGGUUUGAAGGAGAGGCCAAGAGUUAGGCACCAGCACAGCCAGUCCAUGGAUGGCUUGUCAACCAUAAAGCCUGAGAUGCUUGUCUCAGGGUCUGAAGAAGUUUCUGCCGCUGAUUCCAAGAAAGCUAUGUCAGCUACAAAGCUUGCUGAGCUUGCGCUAAUUGACCCCAAACGUGCAAAGAGGAUAUGGGCAAAUAGACAGUCAGCUGCUAGGUCAAAGGAAAGAAAGAUGCGGUACAUUGCUGAGCUUGAACGGAAAGUUCAGACUCUGCAAACAGAGGCAACCUCAUUAUCUGCUCAAUUAACCCUCUUACAGAGAGACACAAACGGUCUUACUGCUGAGAACAGUGAGCUUAAGCUGAGGUUGCAGACAAUGGAGCAGCAGGUUCACCUGCAAGAUGCUCUAAAUGAAGCAUUGAAAGAGGAAAUUCAACAUUUGAAAAUAUUGACUGGCCAAGCAAUCCCAAAUGGUGGAUCAAUGUCAAAUUUUGCAUCCUUUGGAGCCAGCCAACCAUUUUACCCAAACAAUCAAGCAAUGCACACUUUGUUAACUGCUCAGCAAUUUCAGCAACUACAAAUCCACUCGCAGCAGCAGCAGCAACAACAACAGCAACAUUUUCAGUACCAUCAGCUGCAUCAGCUUCAGCAGCAACCAACGGGGGACAUCAAAAUGAAAGGACCGACUUCUUCUCCGAGUUCGAAAGACAACACAUCAGAUACGUCCUCUCCCUCUUGUUGAAAAAGAUAGCCUGUGAACCUACUGGUUCUUAAAGCUUUUCAUGGUUAGCUAUCAGAAAUUUAGUUGCAUUUGUUAUCCAAAUACCACAUUUCUGUCCUCCCUACUACAAAAGCAUUUUGUUUUCGUUCCCUGUGUCUGUUAAUUUAUGUGUAAUGUUCAUUUGUUGUAGACAGACAUGUUGUAGUUGCCGCUUUGUUGUUAGAUUGUGGAUAUCACAGUUUCUCUUAUUAUUUGUAGCUUACUUUUCUUUUCAAGGUUUAUUAUUAACCUUUUUCUUCCUCCA